GAGAGAGAGAGAGCGAGAGAGAGAGAGCAGGUUGCAGAACAGAAUCAAUCAUUGAUAUGGAUGAUCUACCAACGGGUUUCCGGUUCUACCCCACUGAGGAAGAACUGGUUUCUUUCUACCUCCAUAACAAGCUCAACGCCUCAAGACCCGAAAUUGACAGAAUCAUUCCACUUCUCGAUAUCUACCACUACAAUCCCUCCGAUCUCCCACAACUAGGCGGAGAGUAUAGCCCGGCGGACGCGGAGCAGUGGUUCUUCUUCAUUCCCCGGCAGGAGAGAGAGGCCCGUGGCGGCAGGCCGAACCGGUUGACCGAUCGGGGGUACUGGAAAGCCACUGGAUCUCCGACCAACGUGUAUUCCAGUGAGAAUCGCGUGAUUGGUAGGAAAAGAACUAUGGUUUUCUACGUGGGACGAGCUCCCAACGGCAGGAGGACCGUGUGGAAGAUGAAUGAGUAUAAAGCUAUUCAAACUGAUAAGGGAACAAAUAACCCUAUGCAGAAUCUACAAAACAUCAAAAUGCUUGAGAGCUUUCGACAGGCGGACCACCAGCAUGAUGACCGUCAUGAGGCGGCGGCAGACUCAACAUCCAACAUUGAUCAACACAUAGUACUACCGACGAUAACUGACUGGUCGUUGGAUAGUUCAUCCUCCGGCGACCCAAUCACCGUUAUAAAUCCGUCGCAGCCUGCGGAGAUGACGAGCGGAAACUACCAGGAUAUGGGCAGUGAGCUCUUCUUGGACUGGGAGCAGCUCAGCUGGUUUGAUUGAUUAUGUGAAACAAUAAGGACCUGAUGCUGAUCAUGUGAUUAACUUCCAACCAUUUUGGAGGUUAAUUUAACUGAUUUUUGGAGUUAAUAAGGAAAGCUGCUAACGAGGUAGUUCAUAGUUGUAUGUACGUAUGUCCAUGAGAAUGUAUGACACAAGUAUAUGAUACACGAAUUCAUUUCGAUAAUUUUGUUCAAUAAUUUUAAUAUUUUCAUAUAUUCGAAAAUAUAAGUGGCUAAAAUUUGCCAUCUCUACAUUUUUUU
Molecule: messenger RNA, 1027 nt
Organism: Sesamum indicum (sesame)
Lineage: Eukaryota; Viridiplantae; Streptophyta; Magnoliopsida; Lamiales; Pedaliaceae
Product: NAC domain-containing protein 90-like
Biological process (GO): regulation of DNA-templated transcription
Molecular function (GO): DNA binding
Source: RefSeq, a predicted model, not a curated record